Messenger RNA from Daphnia magna, 2899 nucleotides. RefSeq names its product Krueppel-like factor 7. Lineage: Eukaryota; Metazoa; Arthropoda; Branchiopoda; Diplostraca; Daphniidae. Bases 835 to 2067 code for a protein of 410 amino acids. Gene Ontology annotation, molecular function: DNA-binding transcription factor activity, RNA polymerase II-specific; RNA polymerase II cis-regulatory region sequence-specific DNA binding. The transcript has 4 exons. The record is from RefSeq and is a predicted model, not a curated record. Gene Ontology annotation, biological process: regulation of transcription by RNA polymerase II.
UCUCUCCCUCAGUUCCGUCAGUCGGCACGAAACAUUCGUCCCGUGUGGAUGUUAACCGCGUAAAGCAAGUAGUGCAUAUUUUGAUGAGUUACACUCUGUCGGCUCUAACCUCGGUGUUUGUGUAUUCCAUAAAGUGCGUGUAUAUGUGUGUGUGUGUGGCUAGACAACGACAGUUUGUUUAUUUUUUUAACGAGAAAUUUUUCCUUUUCUUGUUCGGAAGGAAAAAGUAAAGACAAAAGAAAAAGAAAAGUUUGUUUGCAUCGUGUGGUUGUGUGCACCUUUUUCAGUGAGUGUGUCGCCAUCUUGAAGAUUCCUGUUUUUUUUUUUUCUUUUCCCGCCAUUAUUCCCCAACCGACCGGUGUAAACGAGUGACGACGGUUGGGUAAGGUGCUGCGGGCAACAGUUUGAAACAAAAACAAAAAAGGUGGUAAUUGAAAACAAAAAAUAAAUUCACUCCCCCACUCCCCCCCCCAAAAAAAAACUAGUUGGGAAAUAUAAGAAGAACUGGCUUUGUGAUCUCGUGAGCUUUUUUUAGUUUUCGAGCAUUUCCCCUUCGACAAAGUCAUUGGACGAAAAGGAAAGUAGUGUCUGUGGUGCAAAAAAUAAAAAGGAAAAAGAAUCGAGCAAUAAAAAAAAGUUUGUUUACGUGAGAGAGCGGAACAUGCGCUCAACGUGAUUCCGGUCGAUGAUGUCAUCGUUGGCAUGAUUCACCCCUUGCAAGCUGUUCCUUUUAUCCAACAUUUGAGCGUCACGCUGCUUUUGAAAUAGUGAAGAAAAUUCAUCAUCUGGUGGAAUACAUUGGACAAAAACACAAACUUUUCUUUCCUCCUCGAAAUGGAUAUCUUACCAAGUGGAAAUAUUUUUCGCGAAUUGCAAGUCGUUCACGACACUGGAUACCUGUCGGCACAGACGUCACUCGAAGAUCACUGGGAACAGACGUGUUACGAGAUGGAACGGUAUUUGAAAGACGAGCCGCAACAGACAUCAUCAUCGCCGUUUUGCUCGUCAUCGGCCGUCCGUCGAGCUGAAUCCUUCGACAUGUUGUCUUCCAUCCAACCGGCCGGCUAUUUGGCUCCCGAUUCGGUCAACUCUCCCAUGUGGCCGUGGUCGUUCAAACAAGAACCAGUCGAUCCAGACACGGAUCUCGAUGACGGAUGCCAACUCCUGCGCGCCCACAAACACCACCAGAUCGCUCUUCGGUUGGGAUUCAAAUUGCGGGAUGGUGAAACGUACGCUGGCGAAUCGACGGAAGCGGAUGAAAGUGAUCGCGAAUUGGAAGGGGAGGAGGAAGAAGAAGAAGAAGAAGAAGAAGAAAGAAAAGGCGGAAGAGCUUUGGAUGCGGUGAGCUUAAGCUCGGCUAGUUCACGAUCGAGUCGCGGCUCAUGGGACUGCCUGGGCGACCUGGAUUUGCGAAUUCAUUCGUACAAUUGCAGUUCGACAAGUUCUCACAGUAGUUCGAGUAGUCAUCAUCAUCGGUCCAAUCAUCGAGGCGCUGUCAGACUUUAUCAACAUCACCACAAGACGCCCCGAUCGGGUCAACUUCUUACUCCGCCUUCCAGUCCUGAAUCCAUCCGCGUCUCAAUGGUUCCGGCACUCAAGUCGGUCAACCGGAACGCUGCCAACAAUGGCAAACAUACCUCUUUGAUCAACAACAGCGUCGCUGCGUCUGACAACGCUGUCACUACCACCACUGCCUCUGAACUGAACGGACAGACGAACCGGAACACGGCCGCCGCUGCCGUGCGGACGUUGACGGCGUUGGGUUUGACGCCGGCCACGUCGCGGGGCGGAGUUGCCGAACGUCGCCGCAUCCACAAGUGCCAAUUUCCCGGAUGCAAAAAAGUCUACACCAAAAGUUCUCAUCUCAAGGCCCACCAGAGGACCCAUACAGGAGAAAAGCCGUACCAAUGCUCUUGGGAGGGGUGUCAAUGGCGUUUCGCCCGUUCUGAUGAAUUGACCCGCCAUUACCGCAAACACACAGGCGCCAAACCGUUCAAGUGCGUCCAUUGCGAACGCAGUUUCUCCCGCUCUGACCAUUUGGCCCUCCACCUCAAACGCCACCAGUGAAGACCGGCGUGAAUUUUCUUUUUUUCUUUUUUUAUAUUUUUGGUGGAUGCUUGUACACACCGCAUAGUUUUUUUGUGUUUUUUUCUUUCUUGUUACACCUUUUAAUUUUUUUUUUUCUAAAUUGAAAUUAAGGGUAAUUUCCCCUGCGACUUUUUUUUUUCUGUUUUUGUUAUUGAACAAAAAAUUUUUUCACGCGUCUGCGGCCACCGCACAUCGAACAAGGAAAACAACCAAAAUUGGGCAAAACGGAGCAAUUUUUUAAAAAAUGUGGCAAUGAUUUUUCUAUUUAAAGCAACAAAAAAACAACAAAAAAAAACCAAAAAAAAAUUAUGAUGUUUCAGUCGUUCACCCCCUCUCCCAUGCUUGACGUGAGCUUGUAGCUGACAUUAAAACAAAAUAUAUAUAACAUAUUUUUUUGAAUUUUUAAACCAUCAUAGUUUGAAGCUUUGACGUUGUUGCGCAAUGGCGAUUUCGUUAUACUCGUCGUGUAUACCUCUCUCCUUCCAAAGCUUUUCACUUUUGAUUAUCAUGGGUUCUGUUAUUUCUUCUUACAGUGCCCCUAUCUUCCAAUGAACAAAACAAGAAGAUUUUUUUUUUUUUUUAUGGCUUUUACAGAGUCUCCACUUUUUUAUUUUUUAUUGAACCGUUCAGCCAAGUGUGAUGAUCUUUUAAAAUGCAUUUCAUUUUUUGCCCCACUGAAACUGGAUAAACUAAAAUUCUUUUGAAAUUCCGUUCCCAUCUUUUUCCUUCUGCUUCCUUCCUUUUAAUAUCUCCAUCUUUUAAAGGACGGGCCAAAAAAAAAAGGAUUCUGCUUGAUAGAGAAAUAAAUAAA